Rotaria socialis is the source of this 2187-nucleotide messenger RNA. NCBI's taxonomy places the organism in Eukaryota, Metazoa, Rotifera, Eurotatoria, Philodinida, Philodinidae. The record is from the annotation of a GenBank genome assembly.
AUGUCUUCGUCAAGUGCCUACUCCUUACAAUUGCCAUUCUUGGGUACAAUACCAUUGGGAAGAUCACCACCAAAUUUAGCUUCAUUUCAAAAGCCUUUACGUGAACUUUAUAUACCUUACUAUCGUCAACGACGUGAACGUCAUCAUGAUGAACGUCGAAUAAUUAUAUCCGAUCGUGAUAUAUUAAUAUUUGAACCUGAUGCGGUAUCCAAAGGAAAACGUUCAUUAAUUUAUGCAACUUUUGAAUCAAUUGUUGAGAUACAAGCAUUAGAGUUAUAUCUUAUGUUCAAUCACACAGAAACUCAUCACUACAAACGCGUACGUGCUGCAUUUUUACCGAUUGGUUGCGAACAUCAAGAACGUUUUCGUUCUCUCUAUUCAACGAUUGAUAAAACACAAUUUAAUCUUCUUUCAACUCCAUCGUCGACAUCUUGUCAUCCUCCACUUUUAUUAUUUGUUAUGAGAAAAAGUGGUACUACUGGUACCGGUUCUCUACUUGAUUGUCACGUUUUUGCUGUACGACGUGAAUCGACUGCAUUUGAUUUAUGCGAUAUGAUACGAAAAUUAAUUAUCAAACGAACAAUGAGUCCUAUAUCAUCAACACAACAACAAGGACCACCGCCACCAUUACAACCACCACCUUCACUUCCGCCACCAUCAUCAUCAUCAUCAACAACAACAACAACAACAUUAUUACGUCUACGUGAUAAUUCUAAAGAUGGAACAGAUCAGCGACGCACAAAAUAUCUUGAUCGAGAUAGGCCUAUUUCAGCUAUGGAACAUCGUCAAGCUGAUAUACCAAUAAAUAUCGAUAUGAAAACGAAUCGUUCAAUAUCAAAUAUUAAUUUACAUGAUGCUAUAAAUUUAUCAUCAAACGGUCUCACUAAUCCAUUAUCAUCAACUUCAUUUCCUCUUAAUAAUAAUGAUAAUAAUCAACAAACAAAUCCUUAUCAUGAUCCAUCUCAAGUAUUAAAUGCAGACAACGAUAUUUAUCGUAUAUCAUCUUCACGUUCAACACCAGUACGUAUGUUGUCAACAAAAACUCAACAGCAACAACAACGUCAUUUUAUCAAAGCAUCUUCAUCGUCAUCAUCGAUAGUGGUCGAUGAAUCCGAUGAAGUUGUCAAUGACUUAAUGAAUAUUGUUGAUGUUGAAAAACUCAAAACUAUCGAUACAAACGUGGUUCAAGUUCCUAUAAAACGUCACGCAUCAUUUGAUCAUACAUCAUCAUCGUCAUCAAAUGAUCCCAAUGGUAAUACAAUGAAUAAAAAACGUUAUCAACAUCCUAACAAUAAUAAAAAACGUUCUUUAUUUGCCAAUUCAAUUCCAUUACCAACAAUAGUUUCAGCCAAUAAUACACCAGUAAUAUCACGAACAACAACUAAUGUUGAACAACAACAACAACAACAACAACAACAACAACAAUCAGCAACAUCUAUACUCGAUAGUUAUUUAUUACGUCCGCAAGUUGUAAUUAAUCGUUAUGGUGACAUAGGAAAUUAUGUACCAAAAUUAUUACGUGAAAAUAUAACAACAACAGCAAGCAUGCGUUCAUCGGACAGUAAUGAAAAUAUUUUCUUUCGUGCAACAAAUGGACAUAUAUUAAAUGGUUUUCUUAAUUUGGAUUUUUCAUCAAAAUCACAAGUAAACACUAGAAAUCCCAACCGUAAUAAUAAUAACAAUAAUAGCAAUGAUAAUAAUUCUCAUUAUCAAUCGUCACCAUGUCUAAAUGAAGAGGCUCAAGAACGAAGUGUACUAUCAAUUGUUAGACAAUUGAAGACAAAUCAAACAAAAUUGAAUAGCCAUGAACGAGAUUCUUCAAUGCCAAAUCAAACAACUCGUAUUGAAAAUAUUGAAAAUAAUCAUUAUGUUUCAUCAUGUCGAAUCCCGCGUGCUCAAACUCAGUCUCAACAACCUACAAAACCAGUACCAGCUGCUAUGGGUGGUAUUCAAGUGUUACCUUUUGCACCGCCUAGUUCUUAUUCUUCUCAACGUCCCUUAAAAACCUCUUAUUCAUCAUCAUCAGCAAAGCCAAGACGUGUAGCUUCAUUUACAAUCUCUGAUACAGAAUUACCAAUUGAUUAUAGACAAUAUUUACGUCAUACUGAUAAAGGCGCUCAGCUUUAUGGUCAAGAAAAACAACAAUCCUCAGAAACACUCGAACAUUCACUCGGAUAUUUACCUUAA